AGUACAGUAUAGAGAAUCAGCAGUCAUUUCUUUUAAGAGGUGUUCUCUCUGGACAUACUGUAGUUUUAAACCAUGGAUGAAGAAGUGAACAUGAAGAAAGGUGAAAGGAAGGGGAAGGUGACGCUGAUCCUGGCUGCAGCCUCUCUGAUUGCGGGAUUUGGUUCAUCUUUUCAAUAUGGAUACAAUGUAGCUGUGGUCAACUCACCUGCCCCUGAGAUGCAGCAGUUCUACAGGCGAAUAUAUGUUGAUCGUUAUGGCCCAAUGUCAGACAAUCUCCUCACCCUCUUGUGGUCCGUAACUGUGUCCAUGUAUCCACUGGGAGGGUUCUUCGGCUCUCUCAUGGUGGCUCCAUUGGUGAACAAAUUUGGAAGAAAAGGCACACUCCUGUUCAAUAACAUCUUCUCUAUUGUUCCUGCUAUAAUGAUGGGUGUGAGUGAAGUGGCGGGGUCAUUCGAGAUCAUCAUUGUCGCACGUUUUCUGGUGGGCAUCUGUGCAGGUCUGUCUUCCAAUGUGGUGCCCAUGUAUUUGGGAGAGAUCGCACCUAAGAAUUACAGAGGGGCCGUCGGGAUUGUCCCUCAGCUUUUCAUCACCGUUGGUAUUCUUGUUGCCCAGAUAUUUGGUAUUCGCAGUAUCCUUGGAAAUAAAGAAGGCUGGCCCAUCAUGUUGGGUCUCACAGGGAUUCCAGCUGCCAUUGAGCUGCUGCUUCUGCCUUUCUUCCCUGAGAGCCCUCGCUACAUGCUCAUACAGAAGGGGGAUGAAAAAACUGCCAGGAAAGGCCUGCAGCGUCUGCGAGGCUGUGAGGACGUGGAUGAGGAGCUUUGUGAGAUGCGCGCUGAGGAGCAGUCGGAGCGAGCAGAAGGUCGACUCUCUCUGCUCAACCUCUUCACCUUCCGCUCUCUGCGCUGGCAGCUGCUGUCUGUGAUCUUCAUGAACAUGGGCCAGCAACUGUCAGGAGUCAACGCUAUUUAUUACUAUGCUGACAGCAUCUACAGUUCAGCAGGAGUGAGUGAAGAUCAUGUUCAGUAUGUGACUGUCGGGACAGGAGCUGUAAAUGUCUUCAUGACCAUAACAGCUGUGUUCAUAGUGGAGAAAUCUGGAAGAAAGUUGUUGCUACUGAUCGGCUUUGGCAUCUGCUGUGCAGCCUGUGUUAUUUUGACCAUUGCGCUCUACUUUCAGACUACACUGGACUGGAUCCCCUACGUCAGCAUCGUCUGUGUCAUUGUUUACGUCAUCGGACAUGCCAUCGGUCCGAGUCCUAUUCCCACUGUAAUCACCACCGAGAUGUUCCGGCAGUCUUCUAGACCUGCAGCCUUCAUGGUGGCCGGAUCUGUUCAUUGGCUAUCUAACUUCACAGUCGGCCUGGUCUUCCCUUUUCUAGAGAGAGGCCUGGGCCCAUACAGCUUCAUCAUUUUUGCUUGCAUCUGCCUCGCCACACUGAUCUACAUCUGGAUUGUCAUCCCAGAGACCAAAAACAAAACUUUCCUGGAGACCAGCAAGCUGUUUGCUCAGAGAAACAAGGUGGAGAUUAUGGCGGAGGCCUCAGACUCUAAGAUGAAAGAGACGGGAGAGGGAAACCGCGGACAGGAAAUUAGCAGCACAUUUCUCUGAAUGGGUAAGAGUUACUCACACAGGACAUGUUCAUGCAUCUGUAAUGAUUUAAUCUUUUAUGUUUUAAUCCUGUUGUCCUGUCCUGUGUUGAAAAAAUACUUAUAUUUUGCCUUCUAUUGGAUUCUGUAUUCGGAUUAAUGACAGAAAAUGUAAAAAUCAGAAUAAUAUGUAUAUUUUGGUUUAAAAUGCAUGUGCCUGUUUCUUACAAAUACUUUUUGUAUUCUUUUUAUAUUUUUGCUGUUGUUGUUGUGUAUUGCUGCAAUGCCAAUUUCAGUAAAGUAUUAGUGAUUGAUGUAACCAUCUACUAAAAAGUAAUAUAUUUUAUUUUUGAAAAUAUCUUGUAUUAUUUACUGAUAUCAUUUGUCUUUUAAGCCUUUCAUUUUUUUUUUGCUGUCAUAAAGAUCAAAUGAUCUGAUCCGGUUAACCUUUAAAUACACUGUAGUACUAUAUUUAGUAUGUUAUAAAUGUAUGCAUGUUCGGGUGGAUAUAUAAAUAUCUAAGGCUUUUAUUUAACAAACCUUUAUUAGUAUUGUUUUAACAAAAUUACUUCACUUGUUAUUUCCUUUCUAAGAAGUGAUAUAAUAUUAUAAUCAUAUCUUUUUGCCUCAUAUUAUCACGUAUCGUCACCUCAGAAUUAUAAGGUUCUGUCUGCGUUCUAAAGGAUUUUGAGAUAUUGAGCUUCAAAGUUUUUGCAUUCCAUAUGGCAAGUAAUAUGUGUGUAACAGUUCUCUUUCAUACAUUAACAUGACAGAGACCCUAAAUGUACUCUAAAUGUAAAUGAUCAAAAUUCUCUUAAAUUUGCAAAUUGGGGUUAAAAAAACAGGGCAAAUGCAGAUCGAACCUUCUAAUUGUAAAAAGUCAUUUUUUUCGCUUUGGGUUAUAAGGUUCUAUCUGGUAAAUCAUUAAUUGAAGCAUUUCUUACCAAGACAUACAAUCACAAAAAAUAAAAAUGGGUUUGUAACAAUAU
This is a messenger RNA of Danio aesculapii, 2575 nucleotides long. RefSeq names its product solute carrier family 2, facilitated glucose transporter member 5-like. Gene Ontology annotation, biological process: monosaccharide transmembrane transport. Gene Ontology annotation, cellular component: membrane. Lineage: Eukaryota; Metazoa; Chordata; Actinopteri; Cypriniformes; Danionidae. The transcript has 12 exons. Gene Ontology annotation, molecular function: hexose transmembrane transporter activity. The coding region runs from base 73 to 1608 and encodes 511 amino acids. The record is from RefSeq and is a predicted model, not a curated record.